This is a messenger RNA of Habropoda laboriosa, 1561 nucleotides long. It is a transcript of the gene CstF50, whose product is annotated as cleavage stimulation factor subunit 1. The transcript is spliced from 4 exons. NCBI's taxonomy places the organism in Eukaryota, Metazoa, Arthropoda, Insecta, Hymenoptera, Apidae. The record is from RefSeq and is a predicted model, not a curated record. Bases 10 to 1320 code for a protein of 436 amino acids. Gene Ontology annotation, biological process: mRNA 3'-end processing. Gene Ontology annotation, molecular function: protein binding; RNA binding. Gene Ontology annotation, cellular component: mRNA cleavage stimulating factor complex.
UCGUGUACAAUGAAAGAACCCGAAGUGGAUCCGAAGAAUAUUAUAAAAAGCAGAGAAUUGCUUUACAGGCUUAUGAUCAGCCAAUUGUUUUACGAUGGACAUCAGACAUUGGCUGUGCAACUGUCAAACAUAAUUCAAGCAGAACCACCAUGUCCUCCAUCUGAUCGUUUACUUCAUUUAAUGUUAAUUGGAUUAGCUCAUGAACCUGACCGUUCCAAAAAGGACACAAGUAACAUAUCUUCAUUUACUUCAACCUUCGAUAAUACUUUAGGACCUGGCUUAGAUUUAGAAUUUGAGACAGAAGCUCAAACCCAAGCUCCAGAACCAGCACAAUAUGAAACUGCUUAUGUUACCUCUCAUAAAGGAAAUUGUAGAGCUGGAGCAUUUUCUGCAGAUGGUCAAUUGAUAGCAACUGGAUCAGUAGAUGCAUCCAUUAAAAUUUUGGAUGUGGAUAGAAUGUUAGCUAAGUCUGCACCAGAUGAAAUGGCACCUGGGGAUCAAACAGGUGGUCAUCCAGUUAUAAGAACAUUAUAUGAUCAUUUAGAAGAAGUGACAUGUUUGGAGUUUCAUCCAAGAGAACCUAUUCUUGUAUCCGGGAGCAGAGAUUUUUCAAUUAAACUGUUUGAUUUUAGUAAGGCUAGUGUUAAAAAGGCAUUCAGAACUAUUACAGAUGCAGAUCAAAUACGAUGUUUGUCUUUUCAUCCCACUGGUGAUUUUUUGGUGGUCGGAACCAAUCAUCCAGUGGUUAGACUAUAUGAUGUUAAUACGGCACAAUGCUUUGUCUGUAGUAUACCAAGUCAUCAACACACUGCUGGAAUAACUAGCAUUAAAUAUUCUCCAGAUGCAAAAACUUAUGCAUCAGCUGGUAAAGAUGGAAGUAUCAAAUUAUGGGAUGGUGUAUCAAAUCGAUGUAUAAAUACUUUUGUAAAAGCACAUGAUGGUUAUGAAGUAUGUUCAGUAACUUUUACCAGAAAUGGAAAGUAUUUACUGUCUUCGGGGAAAGAUUCUUUGAUUAAAUUAUGGGAAUUGUCUACUAGCAGAUGCUUAAUAGCGUAUACAGGUGCAGGGACUACAGGCAAACAAGAACAUAAAGCUCAAGCUAUUUUUAAUCACACUGAAGAUUAUGUAAUGUUUCCUGAUGAAGCUACAACAUCGCUAUGCGCAUGGAAUUCUCGAAAUGCAUCUAGGAAACAAUUAUUAUCAUUAGGACACAAUGGUCCAGUGAGACUGAUUGUUCAUUCUCCAACCGCUCCAGCAUUCUUGACGUGCAGUGAUGAUUUCAGAGCAAGAUUUUGGUUUAGAAGAAUGCCGACUCAUUAAGUUGGCAUUUGAAGGACAAAUAUUUUCUUUACAUAUAGAAAUUUCAUCAUUUAGCAUUAAUUAUAUUUCUACGCACGAUUACCAAUGAGAGUAAUAAUAAUCGUUUAAAUAAUUAGAAAAAGGAUCUCAGAUAUAGAAUAUGUGAAAAAUUGUACAAAAGACUGUUGUACAACGUUCUUCAACGGUCAGAUGUUUACUGUGACUUGAAGUGACAAAAAUUUAUUCGUAUAGCUUAUGUUAA